GUGGAUCCCAACAAGAUUGAGGCAGUGAGCAAGUGGGAUACACCAAGAAUUGCCGCUGAUGUUCGUCGCUUCUUGAGGUUAGCAAGAUACUACCGGAGAUUUAUCAAGGGCUUCUUGAAGAUAGCCCAACCACUAACCAACCUUACGAAGAAGAUCGUGAGGUUUGAUUGGAGUCCUAAGUGUGGCGAGAGUUUCCAGGAGUUGAAGAGGAGACUUACUACCGCGCCCGUCUUGUCUAUCCCCGAUCCUACUUUGGAGUUCACUAUCUACAGUGAUGCUUCGAAGAUGGGUUUGGGAUGUGUCCUUAUGCAUCAGAGGAAU
Molecule: messenger RNA, 321 nt
Organism: Striga hermonthica
Lineage: Eukaryota; Viridiplantae; Streptophyta; Magnoliopsida; Lamiales; Orobanchaceae
Source: the annotation of a GenBank genome assembly